Galdieria sulphuraria is the source of this 2744-nucleotide messenger RNA. Its product is annotated as aspartyl-tRNA synthetase (mitochondrial) isoform 1. The coding region runs from base 29 to 2143 and encodes 704 amino acids. The transcript is spliced from 2 exons. Gene Ontology annotation, biological process: aspartyl-tRNA aminoacylation. The record is from RefSeq and is a predicted model, not a curated record. Lineage: Eukaryota; Rhodophyta; Bangiophyceae; Galdieriales; Galdieriaceae. Gene Ontology annotation, cellular component: cytoplasm. Gene Ontology annotation, molecular function: nucleic acid binding; ATP binding; aspartate-tRNA ligase activity.
AGUCGUUGAGAUGAGACGUUUGGUUGACAUGUCCACUAACAGAAGUCUUUUUGUUUCGAUUGGUUUUCUCAAUGCAACAAAUAUUUUAUUGUCGUCUAGUAGCGAUUUCUUCAAAUAUCCAGCCGAGGGCAGUUUAUGCAAGUUCUGUUUAUUGAAACGUUCGAGAAACUGGGUUUCUACUUGGCAUACAUUUCGAAAGCCCAAAGGAAGCCAUAUUUUAUCAUUUGUCUGUAGUUCAGCAACGAAUGAUACAGUAAGUGAACUUCCUAAGGAGCCCUGUCCUUUCCUUUCCCUUCCCAUCGAGAGAAACUGCCUCUGUGAACAAAUAGAUAAGAGCAAAGUUGGAAGUGAACUUAUUCUACAAGGCUGGGCGCAAUCUGUCCGAAAUAAAGGCAAUAUUAUCUUUAUUAUAUUGAGAGACCGAUCUGGAACCGUUCAGUGCACAGUUGAUCAACGCUGUGAAGAUAAUGUAAGGUUGAUAGCUAGUAAAAUUAGAAUAGAAUAUGUCAUUUCUGUCAAAGGCAUUUUAUGUCACAGAGAAGAGUUUGCUAUCAAUCAUACAGUUCCUAAUGGAGAGUUCGAAGUGGUCGUUCAACAGUUGGAUAUACUUGCUUCUACUUUACCCAUUCCGUUUGCGAUAACUCCGGGCAAAACAAAGGAAGAAGAUAUAAGCGAAGAGGUACGGUUGCGUUACCGUUAUUUGGAUUUGAGAAGAAGGCAGAUACAAUCCAAUCUCAUCACUCGUCAUCGAGUUUGUAUGUUAGUUAGAGCUUAUUUGGAUUCCUUUGGAUUCAUUGAAAUAGAAACUCCAUAUCUUACAAAGUCAACAGCCGAAGGUGCCAGGGACUAUAUUAUACCUUCAAGAGUACAUCCUGGAAAGUGUUAUGCACUUCCACAAUCACCGCAGUUGUAUAAACAAAUUUUGAUGACAGCCGGAAUGGAAAAAUAUUUUCAAAUCACUCGUUGUUUUCGUGAUGAGGAUCUUCGUUUCGACCGCCAACCCGAAUUUACUCAGAUUGAUUUAGAAAUGUCCUUUGUGGAUAGAGAGCACGUUAUGAAUGUUUCGGAAAGCCUUAUUAGAAAAGUUUUCAAGGAGAUUAUACAUUAUGAAAUUGGAAAAAUACCUGUAAUGGAUUACCGAGAUGCUAUACGUUAUUAUGGUGUAGAUGCUCCAGACCUUCGAUUCGAUAUGCAAUUAUUUGAUAUUACUUAUACUCGUGAGGUUCAAAGUUGUGAAUGGGAAUUGGUCAGUGAGAGAAUCCGACGAGGAGAAAUCAUAAAAGGUUUUAUUAUUCCUGAAAAGUCAACAUGGAUGACUAGGAAACGCAUAGAUGAGUAUAAGAACUUUGUAAAAGACUAUGGAUUGGAAACUUUAUUGUAUGGAAAAAUAGAAGAGAAUGGUGACAUAGAAGGUCCUUUGAAGAAAUUGACAGAAAGAGUGGAGUCCAAUUCAAAUAGCGACACAAUAGGAAAUGCAUUGCGUUUAUUGAAUAUCAACUUAACAGCAGGAGACUUUAUUUUGCUUGGUUUAGGUAAGCCGCCUUGUGUUAAUAAUGGUUUGGGAAAACUUCGAGUUCGAGUUGCUAAGGAUAUGCAAAUUGUUCCUAAAGAAAGCUUUUCUCUCUGUUGGGUGGUCCAUUUUCCUUGUUUUGAAUACGAUACGGUUCUACAACGCUGUGUUGCAGUUCAUCAUCCCUUUACUAGUCCAGUUGCGGAGGAUAUUCCUCUUAUCUAUGAGAACAACCUUGAUUCUAUUUUGAGUAUACGAGCAGCAAGUUACGAUUUGGUUUGUAAUGGUCAGGAGAUUGGAGGAGGUUCGAUCCGUAUUCAUUCGCCACAAUUACAACAACAAGUAUUUCAUCUCUUAGGUAUGCCCUACGAACAACAACGAGAAAUGUUUGGAUUUCUUCUCGAUGCUUUGUCUUACGGAACGCCACCUCAUGGAGGAAUUGCUUUUGGUUUGGAUCGAUUACUAAUGCUUUUGACUGGUUCAGAAAAUAUACGAGACGUUAUUGCUUUUCCCAAAACAACUUCAGCUCUAGAACUCAUGAGUGGAGCUCCAGAAAAAGUAUCCAAAGAACAACUAGACGAACUUCAUAUUGCCUGGAAAGAUGAAAUAGCCAAUAAGACAUAUGAGGAGUGACAAAGGCCAAGUUUCAAUAUCUGCAGAAUAAUACAACUCUUUAUUUGUCAUCUUUAGUUGAUUGUUUAUGCGUACUCAGAGUCGUUACGUCGUUGAUGCCGAAAAGUUCUUCCUACUCAUAGUUAAACUUGUAAAGACUAUUGGAAAAAUUUGGCUUACUNAAGUUUGGCCUGCUCUUUGAUAAGUUCCACCCUGUUUCGAUAUUUCUGGACAAGGCCUAUAAACUUUAAUAGGCCACCAAUUCCAAAUAGCUCCCAAACCUCCAACUAUACGUCCCUUCCCAUCGCAACCCUUUAUGACUCCAUUUUCACGACCACAACCCAAGCAACUUUGUUCUAAAGCUCUCCAUACAAGGUUAUUAUUCUUAUAACAGGCCGUCUUUCUUCUCGGUUGUAUGUGGUGUGAGGCAAUUCCGAGUGACAGAAAAGUAAGUAACAUUUUACAAUUCUAAAGGAGAUGAAACGUAAUCUCCAUAAUAUGGCAUUAGUCUUGAUUCAAAACAAUUUUUUUGAUACAAGACGAUGUUGUUUUAUUUUGCAAACAAAUAGAUGAAUAUAGUAUAGAAUUUUAUAUACCAUAAAAUAUAUAACCAAAUUGUUUU